AUGGAGAAUAAUCGGAUAGUUUACAGGGACAGCGAAGUAAAUUCCCAAAUUUCGGAUAAGGGGAGCGCAUCGAAUGAAAGUGCAAACAACUCAGGUUCUCAGAGGCUCAAAUUUGAAGAAUGUGUAAAGUCAUCCCCGGAAUUGUCCAUCAAUUCAGCGAGCAACUUCGAUGAUGAGUUAAGUCUCCUCCUGAACAGCACAAUGCAGAAUGACAACAUCUUUGAUCUCUUGAGCAAAAAGUACCUCUCAGGGUAUGCCAUAAGUGAUGCUGUAAGUGGUACGGAUGUCGAUGCCCACACACUCUUUCACAUUUGGAAUGCACGCAAAACAUCCCAAAAGAGCUUAAUAAUUUAUAAUCAGAACUCUGCACUAGAGGAUGAGCACUUUUCCGUUGGAAAUAACCGGAGUUUGUCGAUUAAGGACCUGUUUGUAAUAUUCCAUCAGCAGCUAUGCUACAGUUGGCAAUCGCAAUUGGAUUUAAUUGAUCGAAAUAGACCAAUGUUCAAUAUUCCUCCGCAGGACAACUUGCUAGUACAUUUAAUAGAUCCAAAAACAAUAUCUCUGGUUCUGCUAGUUUGCAUUUUUAACCUCGGAAACAUCAAAUUCAUAGGGCUGCAAAAUGAACCAAAGCCAUCGUGCGUACCCGGACCGUACCUCGGAUUAAUGCGCAUAGAGUCAAAGUCUGAUUAUCUUAAAUCUCUAAGUACCAUAUACAAUCUGGCCUUUAAGGAGAAUCAGGAAGAGACGAAAUCUGAGGAAAUUAGUACAAUUAGCCCGGAGUGUUACAUCAGCACAUCUUACUUUAUAUCGGAAUUGGACACUAUUUACACGCACAUUCUGAUUGAUGAAAAAGUGUGUAGUGAGUACACGAGUCCUCUAUUGCUAAAGACGUUUACCAGCUGGGUGUACGGGAAAAUUGCCCUGCUGAUAUUCUUGCGGCGCACUAGGGCCAGGUAUAAGGACGUUUCUUCAUUUGACAUUUUAAAUAGAUUUAACAAUAUUCUUUCCCUAAUAUGUAAACUACUUGCAAGGUACAAGGGAUUUCGUACAACCCAGGUGCUCACAGAAUCUUGCACAUUUAAGAAUUUCAACUUUUUGACCCUCUUGACUGUAAUAUACUCUUACAUUUAUGCUAUUCUUAGCAUUCCCGUCCACUUGCUUCCUUGGGAACGCCUUACAUUUGAGGAUAUUGUUCAAAGCAAAGAAAAGGAGGAACCUAAAGAAGAUGUGCCAAUUCCUGAAACUCCCCCUGAACAACAAGACCAGGAUGAACCGAAACAAAUGUCAAUACCCCCUGUAUACAGCGACUUUUCUGAGACUGCCGCUGAUGCAACAUGCAUUGAUAACACAAGAAGACAUGAUAUUCUCAUGGCUCACGUUAUAGGCUUUGUAAAUUCCGAGGGGAAUUGGAUCAAAAAAAAGGAAAAGUUUGUGGACGCUAUAGACACUUACAAACUAGGUUUGUCAUGGUAUCUUAGGCCAACAUUUAGUAACACAAUGUAUACAACUAGCUACAAGGCAUGGCCAACUGCUCUCUACUAUUACUACCUUUUAAUAGAACCGUGUGGAAGGGUAUGGUUCAAUUGGUAUUGGAGGAACUAUGAAGCGUGGAAUUCCUCAAAUAUAUGGGCGUACACUCAGAAACUGUAAAUGUAUCUACGCUAAACAUUAAAAGGCAGAUCGCACUCAGAUUGAGAGAUGUUGUCUCAUACAUUUUUGACGUGGAAUUUGAACUCAAAAGGGCAAUUGUAUAC
Molecule: messenger RNA, 1754 nt
Organism: Theileria equi strain WA
Lineage: Eukaryota; Apicomplexa; Aconoidasida; Piroplasmida; Theileriidae
Exons: 2
Coding region: 1-1650 (549 amino acids)
Source: RefSeq, a predicted model, not a curated record